GCGGGCGCGAAUAAGCCCUAUUAAAAUCAGCGGGCGGGGGUGGGGUGGAAGUGGCGCGCAGAUUCAAGAGGCCGGGCGCGCGCUGGAGCUUGACGCGGCAGAAGGAGAUGAAGGCGCUCGGCACCGGGCAGCUAGACCGCAAGCGGCUGCGGACGGACAGCGCUCCCGAGGCCCCGGGCGACGAGCCGCUGGCGAAGAGGCCGCGAUCUCCGGUGAGCAGCAGCGCGAGUGCGCACCCUGUGGCCGGAUCCGAGAGCUCGCCGGCCGCGGACACCGACUACAGCAGCGGGGAUGACUUUCCAGCAGCGCAACCUGAGGAGUUGUCCGUUUACGAAAGGAAGCGACUGAAAAACAUUCAGGAAAAUGCCAAGUUCUUUGCAUCAUUGAAUAUGCUGGAGACUGCCAAAAAACUUUGGGGAGAUGUUAAAAAAAGACAGCAGAGGAAACUGAACCCACUCAAGAAAAGGAAGCCUCGAAGUUCUGGAGGGCAACCUGUGGUUCGGCGUUCUAUGCGGCUGCAAAUUUUGAAAUCUACAGAUGCCCAAGUCCCAGAAUUACCAAUAGAAACAUCUGUGACGUCAGAAGAGAUAGAAGAGCGGAUCUCUGGACCUAUUAAAAUGGUUGCAUAUGAUGAAGAGGACAACAAAGUAACCGAGGAUCUAAUAAACACGUGGCUGAAGAUUAGUCAGGGAGAAUCGCAGGUUAAAGUAAAGCAACCAGAAGAAUUAAAAAUCUACAAGUCCAGUUUGAAACAGAUGACAAUCCAAGAACAUCUUGUUGCUAAAGUAACACCAAAGCGGGUGUCCGCACUGGCCAUUCAUCCAUCUGAGCAGAGGUUUCUGGUGGCUGCGGGAAGCACUUACGGAUAUGUUGGAAUUUGGGAUCUGAGUUCUCGGGCUGAGGAUGCUGUUGUUGCUCAGUUCAAACCUCACUGCGGUACAGUUAACUGCCUGUGCUUUUCCCCUUCCAACUCUGCUGAGAUCCUGUCAGUGAGCAAUGAUGGGAGCAUUCGCUGCGGAAACAUUGCUGCUGCGGUCUUUGAUGAGGUAUACGUAUCCAAUGAGUGGAAUACCUCUUCUUUUGACUUCUUGGCUGAGGAUGGGUCCACUUUGAUUGUCAGUCACUGGGAUGGUGAAAUGGCUAUAGUGGACAGGCGAACUCCAAGCAUUUCUGGAGAGCAGAGCGUGAACAUGGGCCUGAAACAUUUACGGACAGUCAGUGUUCACCCAGUGGAUCGGCAUUAUUUUGUAACUGCAGCAUCACAGUGUGCAAGUAUUUACGAUAUCAGAAAUCUAAAAGCAUCAUCUAAAAAGCCCGUGGCGCACGUGGGUACCCAAGCAAAGAGUAUAAGCUCUGCCUACUUUUCACCAGUUACUGGUAAGAGAGUGGUGACCACCAGCAUGGACGAUAGGAUCAGAGUAUUUGAUACAAGUGCCAUAAUUCCUCAGAUUCCCUGUGUUGCAUCAAUAACCCAUAACAAUAACACUGGACGUUGGCUGACCAAAUUCCGAGCUGUCUGGGAUCCUAAAAUGGAAGAUUGCUUCGUUGUGGGUAGCAUGGUGAGGCCCAGGCAGAUCGAGGUGUUCCACAGUACAGGGAUCAGGGUGCAUGAAUUCAAGGAUCCUGAAUGGCUGGCGUCUGUGUGCUCCAUCAAUGUGAUGCACCCGACCAAAAACAUCUUGGUUGGUGGAAACUCGAGUGGCCGACUUCACGUGUUCAUGGACAAGACCUUAAGUGCAUAGUUCGAGUUCAACUCAGAUUGGAGGCCACAACUAUCAUUGUAAAGGGAGAGUAGUAACCUUGCCACAUCACAGAAACCAUUCUUUGUGAGUUUGAUAUUCAGUCUAAAAAUAAUGUCAGUAUGCCUUGCUGCUGAUUAUGAAUCAUUUUUCCAGAGUGUGCUUUCUGGAAGAAUGAGGACUGAAAGUUCCAACAAAUGUUGCUGCACAUUUGAAAAGGCAGCUAUACCUGAAAAGGACUGUAAGAGAGUGUCACUCCUUAGUUUUUCAGAAUUUUGCAUUGGGAUUAAGAAUCAGACAGGCAGAUAGUCCAGCAUGCAGUUCCCAGUGCAGCUUGGAAUGAUACAGUUUGUUGGAGAUGGAUCCCGUGAACAUCCUAGGCCUGGACUGAUUUUUAUGGCUACUUUACUAACUGGUUUGGAGUGUACAGUCCAGUCUGUCGACUGCCCUUCAGUAGAACGUGACUCCUAUGGAAGGUUCAAUGGGACAGAAGUGCAUAUUGCUCACUGCACUGCAUGCUGUUAGAUCUGGGCACUUCCAUUACUCCACUCACAAAUGUACAGGAUGCUGCAAACACUCACCAGACCAGGCAACAUCUGUGGAGCAGUUCUGUUGGAAGCUCUGUGAUUGGAACAUUAUAACUCUCUCUGCAGAUACUACCUGACCUGCUGAGUAUACUGUACCUGCAGUAGUUCAUUGUUUUUUUUAAUUCAGAUUACAGAAUUA
Molecule: messenger RNA, 2465 nt
Organism: Mobula hypostoma (lesser devil ray)
Lineage: Eukaryota; Metazoa; Chordata; Chondrichthyes; Myliobatiformes; Myliobatidae
Gene: wdr76
Product: WD repeat domain 76
Exons: 14
Coding region: 108-1742 (544 amino acids)
Biological process (GO): regulation of DNA damage checkpoint
Cellular component (GO): nucleus
Molecular function (GO): DNA binding; protein binding
Source: RefSeq, a predicted model, not a curated record